Messenger RNA from Solea senegalensis (Senegalese sole), 1806 nucleotides. Its product is annotated as leucine rich adaptor protein 1-like. The transcript has 2 exons. Gene Ontology annotation, biological process: positive regulation of canonical NF-kappaB signal transduction. The record is from RefSeq and is a predicted model, not a curated record. Bases 277 to 885 code for a protein of 202 amino acids. NCBI's taxonomy places the organism in Eukaryota, Metazoa, Chordata, Actinopteri, Pleuronectiformes, Soleidae.
UUCAGAGGAAGCUCCUCUGUGGGAGGGCCUGUACUGCGGGCACGUUGUCACGGAGCGGUCGUGACUGGUCAGGCUCCUCUGAGGGGAGUUUCUGAUGGAGCUGCAGAGGUGAAGAGUUCUCUGAGGCUCAACACUUUGCUUGAAUAAAAGUUGAGAGGAGCGCGCGCCCGCUGCGACUUUCCGCUGCUUUGUGUCAGUGACCGGAGCUCGCGCGCGUCCCUGCUCCUCUGCCGGCCACGGUGACACUGACGGUAUAAUCCCUCUGAGCCGUCUAUCAUGGACGAGGACAGCAAUGCGUUACCUGACUUGAAGGAUAUAGAGACGAAACUGGGUCGCAAAGUCCCGGAGAGUCUCAUUCGGUCUCUUGUCGGAGGGAAACAUCACGACAAGCACGAGAAGUCUCCUGCGCCGCAUUUAGCCAACUUCAAAUUCUGUGCCAACUCUGGGGACCUGAAGAGACUGGAGAGCAAACUGCUCUUCCUCAAACAAGAAAUGGCACAUCUACGAGCCAUUGACGUGAAGCUGAUGCAGCAGCUCAUGUCAAUCAACGAGGGAAUCGAGUCCAUCCGCUGGAUGAUCGAAGACAAAGGAGGCACUGCCAGCCAAGAUGGCAGCUUGACGGGCAGUUUGUACAGUCUGUCUGACAGCCAGGACGGUAGCUCACUGCGAGGCAGCUUCAACAGCUUGAAUGAUGCUAACAGUGACGGCCUCGAUGGUCUGUCUGUGGGCAGUUACCUGGACACUCUAGCGGAAGAUCUUCCAGAUGACCCAUCACCUACGGACCUUGACUGCUUUGUGGAUAAAACUGUAAUCGAUGGUGAUUCUUUCAGCAAAUCACCUCUGAAACUCAGGGUGGAAUCAGAUGAAUACUACUGCUUUGGAUAAUGAUGCUAAGCUAAACAUGUUGGUUACAUUGACCUGACUACAGCUGUAGUGCUGGUUUUAUCUGUGUGUCUGCAUGUGUGCUUUAUAUUUUUGCCAUUAUAGCUAAUACCAAAUAAGUUGGGUUUUUUUUACAUUGGAACCAGAACCUUAUGUUUGACACCACUCAUUAAACCAAUUGCCACUCAGUGUCACUCCAAAUGGCACAGAAAGGCCAAAACUUCUCAGUUUCCGUCUUUGUCUGUGGAGCCUUUAACUCUUGUGAUUCUGUGUGAGGUCGGCCACAAACAGCUGAUCUGAGUCAAGGAGUAGAUUAGGUUUUAGCAGCCAUUUGGAAAAUUGGACAUUUCAUGCGGAGUGACUCCAUAGCCUUUACUGCUUAAAAGUGGCAAAGUGGUUGGUUUUAGUGUUACUGCAAGUGCAAUUUGUUUCCUUGCCAAACUCUGAGCACCACCUACUGUACAUGUAAAUGUUUUCCUUCUUUUUACUGAGAUAAUUUGACUGACACAAGUUCCUUAGCUGAACCCGUCUCAGCGCGUGUUACAAUUUCCAACCAGAAGUCUUAUACAUGAGAGAUUAGUUGCACAUUGAAAGCACAGAUGCUUGACUGAAAAACAAAGCAAUUUAAUUGUCUAACAGAUCAUUUAGGCCCGAGGCGAAAAACCCUGUUAACACCAGAUGGGAGAUUUGCUGAUGGUGGACAUAAGUGAAACACGUGUCUGCUUGGUGCACACAUUUUAAUUCUCUGCUGUUGAAAAGGGUUUAAUGAAAGCUAUGCAUUGCUGUACAUUGAUGUGUUUUUUUAACAUUGUUAUGUUAAUUUGUUUGAAGUUUUUUUUUCAAUGGCUGUAUUGUUUGCUAAUAAUGUUGUUUUUUUGGAAAACAAAAAAAAUAAUAUAUUGUCAUUUUCCUCUUGGCCCUGCA